UACAGCUGAGCAUAUUCCUCAAGUAGAUAUGAGCCUUUUACAUGUGUGAUAACCCUUCCAAUCACAUUCCUCUCUAUAUCCUCACCUCACACUGAGAAAGCCUUAAGACUAGUAAUUAGUUGCCUCUCAAAAAGCAUCAGUUUUUCUCAACUCAAUUUCUCACUUUUCUUUCUUCCUUAGUGGUCUGCACUCUCCACUUUUUGAGCCAUUCAAAAUCAAAGCUUCCCCAGAAGCAAGGAGGAAGGUGUUCUGUGCCUGAGAUGUCUGGUGUUCUUCUUUGGGUGAAUUGUGGAACCAAAGGGAACUCCAUCUCCUUGCUAGGCCUUGGAGGCAGAGGAAGCAGAAGCCAGAGGAGGUAUAGACUGUGCAGUGGCAUCAGCUUUGCAAGCUUCUCCAGUGCAGUUGCAGAGCCUUCAAGAUCCUCAGAGGAGAGGGUCUAUGAAGUGGUGCUGAAGCAAGCAGCACUGGUCAAGGAGCAGAAAAGAGAUACAAAGAGAAAAUUGAAUUUGGAUAAGCCCAUUGAAGAUGAUUUCACCAAUAAGGAUCUGUUGAGUGGUGCUUAUGAUAGGUGUGGUGAAGUUUGUGCUGAGUAUGCCAAGACAUUUUAUCUGGGGACACAAUUGAUGACAGAAGAGCGCAGAAAAGCCAUCUGGGCCAUUUAUGUGUGGUGCAGAAGAACAGAUGAGUUGGUGGAUGGCCCUAACUCUCCACACAUCACCCCCAAGGCCUUGGACAGGUGGGAGCAAAGAUUAAGUGAUGUUUUUGAAGGCCGUCCUUAUGACAUGUAUGAUGCUGCCCUUUCAGAUACAGUUACAAAGUACCCCGUUGAUAUACAGCCUUUCAAGGACAUGAUCGAAGGGAUGAGGUUGGACCUGAGAAAGUCAAGAUACAAUAACUUUGAUGAACUCUACCUUUACUGCUACUAUGUUGCCGGGACUGUGGGCCUUAUGAGUGUUCCAGUAAUGGGGAUAGCACCAGAAUCAAAGGCUUCCGCAGAGAGUGUCUACAAUGCUGCAUUGGCACUUGGCAUUGCAAAUCAACUCACCAACAUUCUCAGAGACGUUGGAGAAGAUGCUAGAAGAGGAAGGGUAUAUCUUCCACAAGAUGAAUUGGCAAAAGCUGGCCUAUCAGAUGAAGACAUUUUCAGUGGGAGAGUUACCGACAAGUGGCGAAAUUUCAUGAAGGGCCAAAUAAGGAGAGCAAGGAUGUUUUUUGAUGAGGCGGAGAAGGGAGUUUCAGAGCUCAGCUCAGCUAGCAGGUGGCCAGUGUGGGCAUCUCUUUUGUUGUAUAGGCAGAUAUUAGAUUCUAUUGAAGCUAAUGACUACAAUAACUUCACCAAAAGGGCUUAUGUAGGAAAAGCUAAGAAGCUCUUAUCACUACCUGCUGCUUAUGGAAGAGCAAUUCUAGGCCCACAAAUGUUGACCAAAAUGGUUGCAAGGUGAAUAUGAUAUUGUGCCCAUAAGAAUCAAACAGGCUUGGUUUGAGCUUGUAAGUUCUGUUCAGCAGAAUGUAUUAAUGUGUAUAUUUUGUAGUCUAAUUGUAUACAUCUCAAGUGAGCAAUAUUGAAGAGAAAUUAUUGAUUA
Molecule: messenger RNA, 1583 nt
Organism: Lotus japonicus
Lineage: Eukaryota; Viridiplantae; Streptophyta; Magnoliopsida; Fabales; Fabaceae
Product: phytoene synthase 2, chloroplastic-like
Exons: 5
Coding region: 261-1442 (393 amino acids)
Biological process (GO): carotenoid biosynthetic process
Molecular function (GO): geranylgeranyl diphosphate synthase activity
Source: RefSeq, a predicted model, not a curated record